AAGUGGUCUGUACAUCUACAUUAGUUGACAUCAGUCCAUGCAUCAGUUUACAUUUCUUAACCUCUUUGGAUUCAGUCGUUCGCAGUUUAAUUGUUCAUAACUUGUUACCGAAUUUAGUGUGUAACCAUAUAUAAAUUACACGCUUUAUGUCAUUACAGCGUUCAUACAAAUUGCCAAAUGAAUUCUUUAAAUCGAUUACCCCUAAUAUUGAGGAAGCUUCUCAAAAAGCCUAUUAGAAUUAGAAACUUUUCAUCAAAUUUAGUUGCAAUCCCAGAUAUUAUAGAGGAAAUAAAUCAAGAGAAGAGCAUAAUAGUAAAUCGAAUUAAGAAUAUUACAACUAUUGGAAUUAAUUGCCCAGAGAAGAAGAAUAGUUUGAAUGUAGCUACUGCUCAACGUCUUUCAGAGGCAAUAGAUGUAUUUGAACAAGACGAAGAAGCAGUAGUGGGUAUUCUUCAUGGCUAUGGUGGAAAUUUUUGUGCCGGGUUUGACCUCAAAGAAAUUGCAAAAUAUGAUGGAGAAUCUGAAGAAAAUGUACCACACUUUGGAGUAUUGGCAAAUAGACGAAGCUUAUGUGCGAAACCUUUAAUUGCUUGUGUAAAUGGUUAUGCAGUAGGCGCAGGAUUUGAAUUGGCUUUGAUGUGUGAUCUCAGAAUAGUUGAAGAAACUGCAACCAUGGGAGUAUUUAAUAGACGAUUUGGAAUUCCAAUGUUGUGUGGAGGUACUGUUCGUCUACCAGCCAUGAUAGGUUAUGCUCGUGCCAUGGAACUGAUUCUCACAGGACGAGGUAUCACAGGCAUGGAAGCAUUUAAUUGGGGACUAGCAACUCAGCUUGUUCCAUGUGGUGCAAGUCUUGGUCAAGGAAUAACCCUUGCACAUUGCAUUAUUAAAUUUCCUCAAGCUGCUCUACUUGCUGACCGUGCAUCUGCACAUUUUGGAACAUUUAAUGCUAAACAAAUCGACGAAGCCUUACAGUUUGAAAAGGAUAAUUCUUCACACCUUUUGUACGAGGAAGGGGUUAAAGGAGCAAAAAAAUUUAGUGAAGGUGUUGGUAGACAUGGAAAAAGUAAUCAUCUUAAAAAAAUUAAUACAGAAAAUUUUAAAGAAUUAAAUAAUGAUUUGUUAUAACAGGUUAAAUAAUGUUACUAUCAAAUACUCUAAAAAGUAGCCUCUUGUGUACAUUAAUUUAUUGAUUAAUGCUGAUAGAUUUCAAUAUGUAAGUGCUAUGUAUACUCUGUAAAUAAAUAUUCCUGUUGUUCUUUCAGUUGUUA
Messenger RNA from Cephus cinctus (wheat stem sawfly), 1268 nucleotides. RefSeq names its product probable enoyl-CoA hydratase, mitochondrial. The transcript has 4 exons. NCBI's taxonomy places the organism in Eukaryota, Metazoa, Arthropoda, Insecta, Hymenoptera, Cephidae. Bases 178 to 1125 code for a protein of 315 amino acids. Gene Ontology annotation, molecular function: catalytic activity. The record is from RefSeq and is a predicted model, not a curated record.